AUGGCCAAGAAGAAGCGCCAGAGAAUUAGCUAUGUCCUGCCUCUGGCAAGCUCGCCAGGCGGACAUAGACUUGGUGUAAAUGGUCUGGCCUUCGACCAAGAUCGAUCUAUCUUAUACACCGGUGGACGAGAUGGAGUGGUGUGCGCCUGGGACCUAGACCUCGAUGCUCAAAAAGCAAAUACACAUGGUGAUGCAGCCAAAGAGAAGAGAAGCACUACAACUUUCAGGAAACAAGCCCAGGCGCAUACACAUUGGGUCAAUGACCUUGUACUAGUCAAGAACAACCUCGGUCUCGUCUCUGCCUCAUCCGACGUUACGGUCAAAUUAUGGCGACCCCAUGGCCACGAGAUCACUCAGCCAUAUACCAUAGGCUCUCACAGUGACUACGUCAAGUGCCUCGCAACUCCCGAUCGAGGCGCUGACUGGGUCGCAUCGGGUGGCUUGGAUCACAAGAUAUGUCUCUGGGAUCUGGGUGGUGGCGGUAAAACCCUGGAAAUAGAUGUUGGAAAGGUUCAGGAUGUCACCAAAGGCUCCAUCUACUCACUUCGAGCCAAGGGCUCGCUUCUCGCAAGUGGUGGACCAGAAAGUGUCGUCAGACUCUGGGACGUAAGGUCUGGCAAAGGCAUCACCAAGCUCGUUGGUCACACAGACAAUGUUCGAGACAUUCUGAUCAGUGAUGACGAAGAUACACUAUUGACAGCCUCUUCGGACCAAACCAUCAAAGUCUGGUCGAUUGCUGCAGGAAGAGUGGUACACACCCUGACGAUGCAUAACGACAGUGUUUGGUGCCUCUAUUCAAACGAUCCGAAUUUGGCGGUCUUUUAUUCGGGCGACAAGUCUGGCCUGGUGGCCAAAACGGAUACUCGCCGCGCCAUGGAAAUUGAUGAUGGAGUGUCGGUUGCCGUAUGUCAAGAACAUGAUGGUAUUUCCCGGGUCUUGCCUACCGGUGAUUCUGUCUGGACCACGACUUCAAGCUCAAGCGUCAAUCGAUGGCUUGACGUAGAUACGGAACUCGAAGUGGAAACACCUCCUUCGUCACCAAGAGAAGAACGGUCGCAGAGUCCCGAGGCAGUGAAAGCUGCUCCAACUGCAACAGAUGAACCAACAACCAACGGUACAACUGUGAAUGGAAUUGAUCAUAAGAAGAAGAUCCCUCACAAUGCAAUCCUUCGAGUCUCAAACACUGCUCCUCAUCCCGGAAGAAGACAUCUAGGCAGGUUACCCAAUCCAUCUUUCACCAACCUGCGAAAAGCCUCCGAGGCAAUGAUAUCCGAUGAUUUAAGCUUGGUAGUGCCCAUUAGAGGGCAACCUGCAGAAACGAUUGAGGGCCAGAAUGGUCUCAUCAAGCAUGUCAUGCUUAAUGACAGAAAAAGGAUUCUUACUCUGGAUACUGCGGGUGAGGUUGUCCUGUGGGAUUUAUUGAAGUGUGGUCAAAUUAAAAGUUUUGGUCGUCGUCAUCUUGAUGAAGUUGUCCCUGAGGUGAAUUCUACGGAAAGUGUUGCCAAUUGGUGUGCUGUGGACACUAAGACGGGGAAAAUCACUGUCAUGUUGGAAGAGAAUUAUUGCUUUGAUGCUGAAGUGUACGCUGAUGAGCUCGACCUCUCGAGCGAGCUUGUGUUCCGGGAUGACCAGAGAAUCAAUCUAGGAAAAUGGGUACUACGAAAUCUAUUUGCCUCACUGCUGGAUGAAGAAAUUGCGCGAGACGAAGCGUAUAGGGCUACGCUCACGAUAGAACCUCCCACUCCAGCCGCUGGGCUUGUACGCCCAGGUGCGCCAACAAGCAUAGCCAUGCCCGAAUCUGUCAAUGCCACUCCCAUGGUGUCUCCUGGUAACAUGGCGACGCCUCGUGCUUCCAAUGGUCAUGCUCUUGUGCCUCCGACUCCUGGGUUGGCCAUCGGAGCUGCAACUCCUGGAUUCUCACCACUCACAAUGACACUUUCCACCACGUUAGAAGAGUCAGACUCUGCGGUUUCGAAAACACCUAAUCCUAUUCAGCAGACACCAACCACAGCGACGGUAACAGAGGGACAAAGUGAUUAUUUCUCCCGCAAUAGCAGUGCUAACAACCAGUCUGAAGCGUCAUCCGAAAGUAACAAAGUGCCAGACACACCAGGAACUGGCGAGAAUAACAAUCAUCUACCACUCGCGACACCCACGUCCCCGACGGAAGAGAAAAAGAAGGGGCUUUUCGGCAAAAAGUUCUCGGGCAUGGCGUUCCCCAAGAAACUUGCGCGCACGUCGGUCGAGGUAACUAAAACACCCGCGCUCACGCAGGAAGAGAAGUCCGACACGGCAUCACACGUGUCAUCAUCAGAGAAAGAGGAGAAAGUCAUCGAGGAUAACUUCUUUGGUGUCGUUCAAAAGAUCCGACAAGAUUACGAUGAGCAUCUGGAAUCCAAACCAGGCGAGCCACUUCCACAACUAGUCACGCCCAGUCUACCAAAUGAGACGCCCAUGUUAAAUCCACCACCACACACCACUGUCAUUAUUCAAGAGGAUAACCCAGAGAGUGGUGGUCUGGCUGAUCAGUAUCGAGGUGAGAUUGGGCAAUUGGGCGCUGAAGCAGACACGCUGGAGAAGAUUGCGCCUAUGUGGCUAGGCGAAUUAUUACUCAAGGUACAUAUCUUCCGUAUAUACCUCGCUCCUAACCCUCCCCACAAAGCCCAAACACUAACAAGCAAAUCACCGUAUCAGAACCAAAUCCCGUACAAAGACACGGUCAAAGUCAGCUUCGUGCUGCAACCAUGGGAGAACACACUCCCGAGCAUCGCCUCGCCCGACGGCAACGCACGACUCAACGCAAAUCGGAUGCUGCGCGCCAAGAAGAUCAUGGCGUACGUGGCGGAGCGCAUCGAAGCGCCCGCCGACCCCGAACACCCUGAUCCGGAGCAGGACACGCUAAAGCCCGAGGAAUACCUCGAGCUGUACUGCCAAGGCCAGCUGGUGGAUCCCAACACCACGCUCGCGAGUCUGCGCGUGCAUGUCUGGCGCACCGGUGGCGAUGUCGUCCUGUAUUAUAAGAGUAACGGCAAGAAAACGCUGCGGCUGCCGCAUCCCGCCGAGGUGCCGACCAAGGAGGAGAGUGAGGAGCAUACUGGGGUCGUUAGGUGA
Molecule: messenger RNA, 3111 nt
Organism: Exophiala bonariae
Lineage: Eukaryota; Fungi; Ascomycota; Eurotiomycetes; Chaetothyriales; Herpotrichiellaceae
Exons: 5
Coding region: 1-3111 (1036 amino acids)
Biological process (GO): double-strand break repair via homologous recombination
Molecular function (GO): ubiquitin binding
Source: RefSeq, a predicted model, not a curated record